GGAAGACAUCUCUUUGGAAGUAUGCCGUAUACCCACUGUUUGGAAGUUUACUGAUUAGUGUGAUGUUGGCAAGGAUGUAUAUAGGGACACACUUUCCACACCAGUGUAUUGUAGGAGGGAUGAUUGGUAAUAUAUGCUUAUAUUAUAAAUUUAAAAAAAUAUUUUAUGUAUAACUAUAAAAUUAUUGAACCGAACAUAAAAUUAUUUGUGUAUAAUGCGUAACAUAUGGUACACAAUAUCACAACAGAAAAUUAUUUCUUUUAGAUAGCUAUCACUUGGUUUUGUUGAAUAUUGUGUUGUCUUAAGAUUGAGGUUCUUCGCCAUUUAUUAAGGAAGCUAGUCCCUUUUAAAACCUACAUGAAGCAACUACAGCUGAAGGUUUUAAUUUGUGCUAAUCUCUGAAAUUCCAGAGAACCAAUUCAAUUUGUAUCAUCAUAUAUGUUCAGAUUACUCCACAAUGAAACCAUGGUGAGCUUUGAUAUUGAGUCACUAUUUACAAACUUACCACUAAAUGACUGCCUAGAUAUCAUUGCAAAAAGACUUAGGAUUAUGUAGAUAUUGUAAAACACUGUCUCACGUCAGGAUACUUAAUGGGUUGUGGCCACCAUGGGUUCUCCAGUGUCACCUAUAGUCGCUGACAUCUUCGUGGAGGACUUUGAGGAGAGAGCUCUGGCCAAUGCCCCGGUUAAACCUCGACUGUACAAGAGAUAUGUCGAUGACAUGUUUGUAGUACUCCGCAAUGACAAAAUAUCUGCAUUUCUAGCACAUUUAAAUUCAAUACACAAUAACAUUAAAUUUACUGUUGAACAAGAAACCAACAACCGUCUGCCCUUUUUAGACAUUUUAAUUAUACGCAAAGCAGAUGGCACACUAGGUCACACAAUACACAGAAAGGCAACCCACACAGACAGGUACCUCAACCACCACCGCCUCCGACCACCCUUCACAACUGCUUUCUGUCGGUAAAUGUUUGUUCCAGAGAGCCCAACGUCUUUGUGAUGCUGCCCACCUCGAGGAGGAACUACAGCAUGUCAAACAGGUGCUACACCGAAACAAGCUGCGCGUCCCCCGGCUGCAUCACAGAAACAAUAACAAGACACAGAUGGCAAACCGCAGUGCACGAAUUCGUUGAGGGUUUAAGCGAGAGCGGAUUCGAGAGCAGCAGUCAGCCAGUGGUUAGAUCAUCGUGUGACGUGUGUGUCGUCCUUUCAUUCAACCGUGAGAGUGUAUGUUACAGACGAGUUAGGUAUGAAGAGAACGGAGCAACGGCAGAACAAAGGAAACACCAUGUCACGAAGCGAAUCUACGGUCAGCCGCCGCACACCGCACACACCACUCGUUCUACCCGAUAGCGUCAGCGUAGACUCCAACCCAAUGCUCAGCAUAUACCGGUAACGCCCUAUCCUCUGCGCCUAGCGUCGUGUCUCUCGAUCAAAACUGUUCCUCGGACGAUCGAAGGACAGGGCGUCAACCACGCUCAGCAUUGCACGACAUAGUAAAGUUCAGCGCCACUUCACUCGCUGUCACAGUCGUCGUCGCAUGAUCCCCACGGCGCAACGUGAAUAUCAAUCCAUAGAAAACACAAAAGCCAAGGGCUCGAUUUGAACCCUCUCAUAGUUCAAAGGUAUCGGAUUUUUUUCUACUACCUUUGACAUUUUUCUAUUUACAUUAGCCAGCCAUCAGGUUGUAGCUAGCUUAGCUUUCAUAUCAGUGCCGUCGACGAGGUAGGUUAUCAUUAAUAUUACUUAAAACUUACCUUUCUUCCUGACUCCCACAUUUUCUUUUUCACUCUCUAUGCUUUAUGGAGUUAUAGAAUUUAAUUAGAGAAAUUGUAUGUAGCAAACAUUCCGUUCUAUUUAAUUUGUAUUUGUGUAUAAUUUUGGAUUAUAUUGAUACCGUGUAAGUAUAAAAUAACUAGCCACAGUAGAGUAUUUUUAAUCAUAUGGAAUUUAUUAUUGUGCUUGCAAUUUAGAAAAUAGUAAGCAGUUGUAAAAAAAGUGCAGUGUUUAAGCAGAAAUUUAGAAUAAGUUUUUUAUUUUAUAAUAAAUUUAGGAUUACGUUACAUAAAAUAAUAGCUAAUAUAAGACAAAAAACAUAUUAAUGAAAUAUUAAAUUUAGACUUUUGAUUUUGGAACGUGAUACGCAGAUGCCGAGCACCCAUCUCGUCGCUGGACUGUAUGGACGACUUUAGCACAAACUCUACUCCAAGCUCUCGCUAUCCUUUUUAUGCUUUUCACUUAAUUCAUCUAUCAUAUAUUUAAAACAGACAGUGUUUUUGGGAAGGAUAUGUUAAGAAGAACUUCACUGUCAAAGCUCACUUGGCUUUGGGAUUUACACACACAAUACAUAACACGUACAGCUGAGAAAAUGAUUUAUUUCUGUAAAUUUAUAGUGUUUAUAUUAAAUUGACUAUCCAAUAUUUUUGUAGCCAGUUGGGAGAAUAUGGCACGUCAGUCGUCAGUGUACAUCGGGAACCACACAAGUAUACCGUCAUCCGUGACUCCAGGACUUCUUUAUAAAAACUUGGGCAAGUCAGGAUUGCUAGUGCCCAACAUCGGCCUCAGCCUGUGGACUAUGCUCAACGAAGAUGUCGCUGAAGACCUCGUCAUGACAGCUCUCGAGAGUGGAAUCAAUUUAAUUGAUUUAUCUAAAGCUCAUAACGCACAGGGUGAAGCAGAAUUGGGCAGAAUACUGAAGAAAAGAAACGUUAAACGAUCCAGUAUAAUUAUUACAACCAAAAUCUAUUGGAGUACUAAGUGUGAAGAAAGAGGUCAAUCUCGAAAACAUAUAAUAAGAAGCGUGAAGGAGUCAUUGGGGAGGCUCCAGCUAGAGUACAUAGACUUAGUUCUUGUACAUAAAGUGGAUCCCUUAUGUCCGAUGGAAGAAUUGGUCCGAACAAUGAACUGCCUCAUAAAUGAAGGUUUUGUGAUGUAUUGGGGCACAGCGCGCUGGACUCCAACCGAGAUAAUGGACGCGUACUCUAAGUGUCGAACUUUCAAUUGCUGGACGCCGGUCGUCGAGCAGACAGAGUACCAUAUGUUCUGUCGUGAAAAGACCGAACUGUAUAUGCCAGAUGUGUAUCGUAUGAUUGGAGUGGGAACUAUGGCGUGGUCUGCACUAAGUACUGAUAUGGGUCUGAACCGUGAGGGGGUAGCAGAGAUAUUUGCCAAAUCUCGCUUCAACCGCAAAUACAGCACAUUCAGCUGGUGGGAGGAGGAACUCGUUGCUAACAAUGAACUCGAAAACAAUGAAUCUGCAGUAGCCGAAGAGUCACGAAGUUUCAAGGACAAACUGAAAGCUCUCUCCGACCUAGCCAAUGCCUUGAAUUGCUCGAUAAGGCAGUUGUCGCUGGCGUGGUGUCUUAAAAAUGAAAAUAUAAACUGCUUACUUCUAGGCGCUACAAGUGUCGAACAAUUCAAAGAAAAUAUACACGCACUGCAGAUCGUGCCUCAAUUGUCUCCGGAGGUGAUUUUGGACAUCGAAAAAAUUCUGGCAAACAAACCACAGCGACCCCCGAUGAUCGCCAGACUAGACGCUGCUAAUAGCACAGAGACGCCGAAAGAAGAUGACGUGGAAGCCAACGUUUCAACCUCCGAGGAGGAGGAAGUAGUCAGGGGUUGUGCGUUUCAAUGACGUUGGUGGAAACGAAGCUCUGCCACGGCUUCCAAGUCUAAGGACUCGCUGCUAAAAGACUCAAAACCAAAGUUCUUUUUGAACAAUGCUGGCGCGGUGAUACGGCGCGAAGUACAUGAUGGCGUGACGACCGAUACAGUAGUAUCUGUAUCUUCUCUGAAAGGCAAACAACCAGCAUCAGGAGGCAGCAAGGUUAAGAAAGGCAUGUUCUGGUUCGCUGCACCGCUCCACGCCAGGGUAAUUGGCGAGCUCCCGAGACCGUAAAAUGUCUAGAUUCAAUCUGGGAUCACCUGCUGAUGUAUAAAGUAUGAAACAACAUGAGGGUCAGGAAUCUUUGUAAAAUUAGAUAUACAUUUUGUAAUUAUUUCACUCAAGGACAAAUACUGACAUCGUUUGCCACAAAUUAGUUAGAGAUAUCACUAUAUAGAAGUCAAUAUUAAUAUGACUAUAGUCUAUUUAACAUAUUCAUGUUUUAUCUUUUAUCGUUACAAAAGAGAAAAUAUUAUUUACUAGAAAAUAAGUGCCAAUUGAUUGUAAAUAUAAAUUUAAUAGUCAAGCUAAAUGAAAGAGAUAAUUGACAGAUUUAAUUUUAGUUCGCUUACCAUACCAUACGCUCUGUUGUUUGACUAAACUAAAUAAUUCAAUUAGCCAAAUGUAUAAUCAAAUAAUCAAAAUGUAUGUAUAUAAUAUAGUGUUAACCAAUUCAAA
This is a messenger RNA of Pieris napi, 4341 nucleotides long. Its product is annotated as voltage-gated potassium channel subunit beta-2-like. Gene Ontology annotation, biological process: potassium ion transport; regulation of potassium ion transmembrane transport. Gene Ontology annotation, cellular component: voltage-gated potassium channel complex; cytoplasm. The transcript has 12 exons. Gene Ontology annotation, molecular function: voltage-gated potassium channel activity; potassium channel regulator activity; transmembrane transporter binding. NCBI's taxonomy places the organism in Eukaryota, Metazoa, Arthropoda, Insecta, Lepidoptera, Pieridae. The record is from RefSeq and is a predicted model, not a curated record. The coding region runs from base 2443 to 3633 and encodes 396 amino acids.